CAGUGUGUAGGGCCUGGUGCUGCGGUUUGAUAAGUACUGUCUGCAACCAAGAGCUCAGCGUGUAAAUUUGCGACUGAAAAUGAGUCACAUUUUUUCACUCUUUAUGCUUUUGGGAGGCCUAUGUAUCUGUGCAACGGUUGAAGCUCAUAUAGAUAUAGAUGUUACUGCCUGCAAGACCAAUGACACUGAUCCUGAGGAAAUGGCAGAGCUGGAUGGAGAUGAGAUGCUUUACAUUGAUUUUAAAAAGAAUGAGGUUGUUAUUACUUUGCCGGAGUUUGCUGACCAGUGGACUGCUGAAGGCUGGGCUCAGAGAGCAGAGGCAGAUCAUCAGACUUGCUUAAGCGACUUGAAAAUGUUAAUUGAAGCCGGAAGCAGCCCCCCUGAGCAGAUAGAUGCACCCCAGCUCACAAUAUACACCAGGAAUGAAGUUGAACUUGGUAAAAACAACAUUCUGAUCUGCUUUGUGAACAACUUCUACCCACCACCUGUCAAAGUGAAAUGGACUAAAAAUAACAUGGAGGUGAAGGAGGGAGUGACUCUGAGUCGCUACUAUCCCAACAGUGACUUCUCCUUCAGACAGUACUCCACCCUCCAAUUCACCCCCCAGAAAGGGGAUGACUACUCCUGCACUGUGUAUCACCAAGGGCUGACUGAGCCUGAGACCAGGUUCUGGGAACCAGAAUUUCGGGAUGAGUCCGACAUCGGAAAAACAGCAUUUUGUGGAAUCGGACUGACUCUGGGGCUGCUGGGAGUGGGAGCCGGAACCUUCUUCCUCGUCAAGGGAAACAACUGCAGCUAAGAAAGACGUUCAGGAUUAAGCACUAACAGCUCGGAUAGGUCCAGUUAACAUGCUGAAAUUCUGUGUAAUUCAUUCAUAACAUCCAAUCAGAUAAGAGUGCUUCAGGAAGUAGGCUGUGUAAUAGACUUGUGACAAAAGUAAUGUCUAUAUAAUAUAUAUUUAACUGGUUAAUAUGUACACACCUGGGAUCAUAUGAGCAUGUACAUUAUUAAUAUUACUAAUUAUAAAAUUAACAUUUACCUAUUUCAUCAAUUAUCAAAAAUGAAGUUUCUGUGUAUUACACCAAGUACAAAUUUGCCUAUGACAUUUCUGUCAUAAAUCUUAAAGAAGAAAAUAAAGUAGAAAUUGUUUUACGUUGGUACUUUAUUCCUAACCCUUGUUUUUGGCAUCUUGAAUGCUUUGUUUUGUGUUUAUGUGUUUAUGAUCACCAUAAAGGAUAAAUUUGAUGUUUUUGAUUUUAAUCCAUUAUUGUAAAAGGAAAAUCAUCAAUUUUGUACAUACUUGUUUAGAGAAGUGUACUUUAAUCACGUGAUUCUGUAUGUUCCUAAUAAAGUGUACUUUAAUCACUUCACUUAAUUGAAGUGAUAUUGAUUACAUUAAAUGAAGAAAACCUUAUUGAGUGUUUACAGGAGAUUAGGAUUGUGUGUUCUUCUACACACUGUUUUAAAAUUAAAUAUUUGAAAUUGCACAUUAACAAAUAUGUAACUCAGGAAGAGCACAAAUACAAUGCUUCACCACAUUCAAAGGAUCCCUGUAUCUAAAUGUUGCUGUCCAAGCUUAAAACUGUAUUGUAAAUUCAUUUUGAACUCCAGUAUUCCUUUAGCAUUAUUGUGCUGGAUCACAUGCAGUAGAGGUGAUUUUCUGGACACAUUAAUGUAACACAGUAAUCUGCUGCAAAUGAUUAAAUUAUUGAAUGACCAUGUAA
This is a messenger RNA of Paramormyrops kingsleyae, 1724 nucleotides long. The record is from RefSeq and is a predicted model, not a curated record. Lineage: Eukaryota; Metazoa; Chordata; Actinopteri; Osteoglossiformes; Mormyridae.